Oryza brachyantha (malo sina) is the source of this 1489-nucleotide messenger RNA. RefSeq lists its product as uncharacterized. The transcript is spliced from 3 exons. Gene Ontology annotation, molecular function: zinc ion binding. Bases 49 to 1401 code for a protein of 450 amino acids. The record is from RefSeq and is a predicted model, not a curated record. Lineage: Eukaryota; Viridiplantae; Streptophyta; Magnoliopsida; Poales; Poaceae.
UGGAAUGGUCAUUAAGCUACAGCUACUGUAGUUGAUGGCCACAAUUGGAUGUAUCCACUUGCUUUUGGAUUUAUAAAUUCUGAAACCGAAGACAAUUGGACUUGGUUUAUGACUCAGCUUAGGAAGGCCAUAAGAGAGCCUAAACCCCUUGCAGUAUGUACAGAUGCCUGUAAAGGAUUGGAGAAAUCAGUGAGGAAUGUGUUUAACGGAGCUGAACAGAGAGAGUGCUUUUUUCAUCUUAUGCAAAACUUCAUUAAAAGGUUUCAUGGUUUUGGGAAGAUGUAUCCUGCAGCACGAACAUAUAGGACAGAAGUGUUCAAGGAACACAUGACAACAAUUUUUAAAGAUGCACCUGAAGUGUGGAAUUGGCUGAGGGAUUACCACAAUCUAAAAUGGAUGAGGUGCUCAUUCAAUCCAGCCAUCAAGUGUGACUAUAUUACUAAUAAUGUAGCAGAAGUUUUUAACAAUUGGAUUAAAGACAUAAAGGAUCUGCCUGUUGUUGAUCUAGCUGAUAAGCUGAGAGAGAUGAUCAUGGUUCUAUGGAGGAGGAGAAGAAGAAUUGGGGAAAGGCUACAAGGGAGGAUCUUACCAGCUGUGAAACUACAACUAAAGGCAGCUACAAGAGGGUUAGGACACUUGAAAGUGGUGCCGGCGGGUGAUUGGAGUACAGAAGUUUGGGACAACAGCACAGGUCAUGCUAGACACAGAGUUGAACUACACCGACACACAUGCACUUGUUGUGAGUGGCAGCACACUAGUAAGCCAUGCCAACAUGCGUUGGCCUUUAUAACAACACAAAGAAAUGUUGAUGUAUGUGAUUUUGUGGAUGAGUGCUACUCAGUUGAAAAAUUUAAGGCAGCAUAUUGUAGAUUGAUUGAGCCAAUGACAGAUAAAUCACAAUGGUCAGAGGUGGAGGUGCCAUUUUGUUUGAAGGCACCACUUGGGAAAAGGAACGUUGGUAGACAAAGGAAGAAUAGGAUAAAAGGAUGUCUUGAAGCCGGUGGCAACUCUGGGGAAUUGUCUAGGGGCAAGGCUGCGGCUGCAAAGAAUGAUGGGAAGAAAAUGGUCAGAGGUCCAGUAACAUGUCCUAACCAUGGUCUAAAAGGUCAUAGGAAAACCAGCUAUAAGUGUCCAUUGAAUGGAACUAGAAAAAGGCUGAGGAAGCCAAGAAAGAACACCACCAAAAAUUGGCCACAUGAAGCUAGCACACCUGAAAGAUCAGCUAGAGAAGAAAUAUUACAAAAUAGUCCAGGUAUUGUGACCAGGAGUCGGCUCGCGUUCUUGCUGGGAGAAGGUACUUCUUCCCAAUCACACAUGUCCACUCUACUGGAGAUAAGAACUUCUGUUCCAACUGCUCUAAGCAAAAAGUUGACUCCAAAAAGAAAGCUACAAAUUGACUGAAGCAUCGGUUUUUUUUGGUGCACCAAUUGGUUAUGGUUGUUAACUUUUUGUGAGAUGCACUAGUUGGCCUAGUGCUUCAAUCAAACAA